Messenger RNA from Onychostoma macrolepis, 5322 nucleotides. RefSeq names its product calmin a (gene clmna). Bases 665 to 3865 code for a protein of 1066 amino acids. The record is from RefSeq and is a predicted model, not a curated record. Gene Ontology annotation, molecular function: actin filament binding. NCBI's taxonomy places the organism in Eukaryota, Metazoa, Chordata, Actinopteri, Cypriniformes, Cyprinidae. Gene Ontology annotation, biological process: nuclear migration. The transcript is spliced from 14 exons. Gene Ontology annotation, cellular component: nuclear outer membrane; meiotic nuclear membrane microtubule tethering complex; cytoplasm.
AGCCCCGUCCCUCAGAGUAUCAGAGGUAGUGUGGGCGUGCACUGAGAAUCCUGCAAACAUUAACCAGGUGGUUUUUCCUCGCGCAUUUCCCUCUCAUUUUCCUCCUCCAAGCUGCGCUGGAGAGACUUUCCUGUGCGUCACGAGGAAUCAAAGUAACUUUACCUGAACAAUGCGGGAGCCGAACACCAGCAUCUCUUCGGAUCCAGACCCCUGAAACCUCCACAAACUCCACUCAUGGCCACCGCCUGGCCACCCGCCACAUAGAGCACUUUAUAAGAGAGAAAUCUAACGAAAUCACGGGACCGGAGCUUCAUAAAACGAGCGACCCUCUGUUUGAUCCAGAUGGCGGGACACGAAUGGGAUGAUUGGUUUGAACGGGAGGAAUUGAUCGGGCAGAUCAGCGACAUCCGAGUGCAGAAUCUGCAAGAAUCCAAAUGAGCCGCCGGCAGAGGAAGAGAAAACUUGAGAAGAAGCCAUUCAUCGUGAGGUAGACAGAUCAUAUAAUCAAGCACAGUCUCAUGGGAGUCUCCCCGACGGCCACCAUCUCUAGGCCAGAUGUCUUUUAUUUCGAAGAGUGUACACAAGGUCCAAAGAAACAUCUGACCUUUCCUCCCAAACAUGAAUUGAGAGGGAGGUGGUGCAGAAGAGAACAUUCACCAGAUGGAUGAAUCUACAUCUAGAGAAGUGCAACCCUCGUAUGGAGGUGCGGGAUCUGUUUCGUGAUAUCCAGGAUGGGAAGAUUCUGAUGGCUCUACUUGAAGAACUCUCAGGAUCUAAACUGCUGCAUGGCUUUAAGCCAUCCUCGCAUCGUAUUUUUAGGCUAAAUAACAUCGCCAAGGUGUUGACAUUUCUGGAAGAAAGAAACGUGAAAUUAGUCAGCAUUGAUGCAGCAGAUAUUGCAGAUGGCAAUCCGUCCAUAGUACUUGGGCUUAUCUGGAACAUCAUACUGUUUUUCCAGAUCAAAGAACUCACGGGGAACAUUAAGAGUCAGUUCCCUUCCUCCUCCAGCCUGUCAUCCAUACCCACCAGCUCUGAUUCAGACACUUCCCACUCCAGCACACCCUCAGAUGAGAGAAAACCCACCAUUGCUCCAAGAGGUCAUGGAAGGGUGAUCAAGACCCUCCUGCAAUGGGUCCAGAGACGUACUAGAAAAUAUGGAGUUGCUGUGCAGGACUUUGGAAAGAGCUGGACAAGUGGUCUGGCUUUCCUUGCUGUGAUUAAGUCCAUUGACCCUAGUUUGGUGGAUAUGAGAAGGGCUCUGCUCCGAACGCCCAGAGAGAACAUUGAGGAAGCCUUUAGAACAGCACACUACAGUCUUGGCAUCCCAAGACUCCUAGAACCUGAGGAUGUGAUGUUGAAUCCUCCUGAUGAACAGUCCAUAAUGACCUAUGUGUCCCAGUUUUUGGAGCACUUUCCUGGAAUUGAGGAGAAUGACACGUCAGAUAUUCUGGAGCGAAACAAAGCUGGCACUCGAAUGAGUGAACCUCCUGUUCGGAAUGGAGUACAGAGGAAACGGGAGUCUUAUAUGCUCAAGAAAGAUGUGGUUCAGCCACCACCCAAGAUCUUCAUCUCCUCAGUGUCUGAAGAUCGAGAGCAGAUCACCUCCCCAGUCCUUCCACAGACCCCUGAGGACAAACCUUGGACGAGUGAAGGGUCGUUGGUGGGUUCAAGUCCCAGUCCUGCAAUUGACAAGCCCGUCUUGGAUUUGAACACAGACAUGUCCACCACUAGCUCUCCGCAACCUUCGUUCUCGGAUUCUGCUGUCAACUCGCCCGACUCGUGGAGCGAGGUACUUGGCGAGACUACUAAUUCUCACCAGAUCAAUGAGGAUCUGGUAAGCGAGAGCAGUACUGCUGGUACCGUUGAAGUGACCUCAGAUUUAGGGUCACCAUUUUCACCAGAGAACACGCCGGAGAAUCAUUUGGACCGUGAGCUUUUUAUAGAUGAGGGCAACUAUUCCCUCGGCUCCAUGGAUAGUUUACAUGCCAAAUCCACUGUACCAUCUCAGGAGGACGAUGCUUACAAAUACAUCUUAGAUCUGAAAGAAGAACAAUCUGCUAAUCAUUUGCCCGGCGACGACAUGAGGAAUAAAUCAGAAUGUUUAGAACAAACCGAAACCAAUCCUUUGGAACACCAGGAACAAGUCAAGCCAUCAUCUGAUGAUUCCUCAUGUUUGGAAAGUAACUCAGGAUACUUUCAGGAUAAUAAGGAAGCCGUGACAGCUCAACCUGAAGAUGAGAGUCUACUCACUUCCACUGUUGAUAAAGAAGUGAGUGGAGUUCUGGAAUCUGAAGAUUUCCGGGACAAUGUUGAGUCUUCCAAUACAGAAGCCAUGCAGACGGACACUCUCGAUUUGACGGGUGGACCUGAGGAGAAGCCUUUCAUAUUUGAGGAUGACAGUGAGCCUGAAUGUCCAGUUCUGCAGUACGAGAGGGUUUCUAUAUCAGGAAGUGAGGAGGAUAUUAAACUGAGUGCUGAUCUGGCUAAAGAACCGACAGAGGAACCAGGCAAAAACCUUCCAAAUGGUCAUUCUGAAACCAACGAGAACAGUAACCUCCGUGAUGGGGAACAAGAAGCUGUCUUGGAAAGUGAGGUGAAGGAUGUAGUAUUUCAGGAGCCAGAAGAACCCAUCUCAGAUAGGAGCCAAACAGAAGUUGAGGUUCCUGAUGAAGAUCAAGUGUGUUAUAUGUGUGGAAGUCCCGUGGCAAAAAGCUCAGCUGAAUCAAGCGAACAGGGUGACGAUUGUCUGUCCCAUUUAAACUCAACUGAGAAGGACUGUAAUUCAGACUUGAGACAUUUCAGUGAAUCAGAAGCAGGUGGAAACUUUGAGGACAAUCCAAGGGAAAAGAACAAUGAAUUAAACGGAACUGUAAGUGAUCUCAAGAAUGAGCCAAGAGAGAGUAAAGGUAUUCAUGAAGAUCUGCUUGUUAUAGGUAAGAGCGACUUGGAAAUUGGGUCAGACGGCAUAAGGAGGACAGAGUUUUCCCACAAUACAAACGGUGAAAGCCAAGCUCAGGUUUCAGACAAUACGGAGCCUGGAGGGGCCAAGGAUAACAAACCUGUAUCAGUAGUGGACUCCCACUAUGGCGUUCUGAAUUCUGUCACUGACACCAGCAUCCAUGACGGAGAAAACGACUCUACACCGUCCCAAAGCCCACACAGACUGCGUCCUGAAGUGUCUAGCGCUGAACUACCAUUUGAAGAGGAGACCACCUUUGAGGACUCCAAGUUUAUUAUUGGUGUCCGUGGGUACCCUGAAAGACAUCCUGCAGAGCUACGCCUAUCCCUCAGCAUGACUCCGCUUCAACCGGCACCUCCUAAGCGUUCACUUACUGAAUCAGAUACGGACACCGAAGACACCUCAGAGGACCACGGCAAGGGAUUUAAGUCGAGAAAGGAUAGAGCGGGAUCCAUGCAUAUCCAGGAGCAAAGCCCGUUUGACAGGCACCCGGGAGAAUGGGGCGCAGUGGAGCCUGAUUCACCAGCUGAGCAUUGUGAGCUCAUUAAGACAGAUGACGACCUGACCAGCGCUGCUGCCAGAGAAAACACUGGGGCUCUGAGGGAAGGAGCUGUGACGGAUGCAAGCCAACCUUUGACUACAAUACACUUGAGAAAGGUCAUUGACAUCACUGAAUCAAAGGGACAAAAUGGGAAGGCCUUAGACCGUAGCAAAGUGGACAGUACCAUCAUGAAUAAAAGCUCGGAGAGCAAGACUGCUGCGAGUCCAGAAAGCACAUAUGACACAACCUUGUCCGACCUUGUCUACAUCAUUUUGGCAGCUUGGCUGUUUGUGUACUGCCUUCUUGUCCUGCCUCAGAUUGACUUAAGGACGCUUCCUAAACUCCUCUUUAACACAGAUGAAUGACUGCAAUAUUAACAUACAAGACAAUUAAUGCUCACACCUACAACUCUGAUCACGUCCUUCAAGUUAAGGAAUAGUUCACCCGAAAAUUAAAGUACAGACAUUCUGAUAAAGAUUUUCUUUUGUGUUCAGUGGAACAUGAGGGUGAGUAAAUGAUGACAGAAUUUAUUUGUUGUUUGAGUGAACUAUCCCUUUAACAUGAACCAGGACCUCUGACCCAGGUCUUUAAGGAAUAAAUAAAAAAGAAAAUUGGCCAUAUUGAUCAGCUUAGUUGCCUUUUCGUAUUUCCUUUCACAUCUGCAUACAAAGAAGUGUUUUUUCUCUCUUGGUUGGAGGGUUUUUGUUUUAACUGGGUAAUGUUUUGGAUGCAUAAAGUGCACAUGCAUCACAAUUACAUAACGGAUUAUUUAUAAUGCUUCUGAAGAACAUGCUUUUUGGCCUUUUAUGUUGUUUGCGCAUACACUAUAUGAAGAAAAAGCAUCUGUAAGACUGUGCAACUGUUUGUAUAAAGUAAGUGAAGGUUUUUGGUAUGCUUUAAAGCUAUUAUGCUAUGAGGUUUUGAAUGUAUCUUUUUUUUUUUUAUCACAUUAGAAACACCCCUUUUAUUUUUUGCAUUAUAUAGUAAAAAUAAAGGGUUUUCAGCACAAAUACAUGCUUAGAUUAUAUUCUGCUAACAUUUUUGAUAUGAUAAGGCCGGGGUAUUAUGGUAUAGAUAUAUAUUAAGAAAUAUAUAGGGCUCUCUAAGCUUACAGACACUUUUAUGGCAUCAACAGCACUAUUUUUCUUUUCUUUUUAACUCGAGAGAAGAACUGCCAAAGAUCCAGUUAAAGAUACUGAAACCUAUCCCCAACAUAGUGAACAAAUUAUGAAUUUGCCUAUUAUUUUAAUAAAUCCUGCACUUAAAGUAUAUAUUUUAUGCAUUCUACAAAAUGCAAGAGCGCACAAAAAUCUAACACAUUUAUUGGUCAUUUUACACAUUUAUAAAUACAAUAUAUUGACUGAAUUUGUAAUAUUUUGGACACUGAAGGUGUUAGUGGUGAUUUUUAGGUCUCUGGACUGAUAUGAAUCUCAAAACCGAAGGAUUUAAUUUGAGCCUGUGGGGCCUGUAAUAUGUUGUAAAAAGUUUUUUUCUUAUAUUUUCCUAAAUUGUAAGUUGAAAUAUCCACAGUACAGAACAAGCACACUGGCUGCUGAGUGCUAGUCGCAUGAUCAUAGCAAAUUAAAGUGAACUCUGGUGAAAACCAGAAUGUUAAUGCAUCCUCAUACAUUUAUAAGCCUAUAAAAUAUGUCCAAAAUUGCAAACAAGCCAAACUUUCUGCAUGAGAAUGUGUAUGGGAAGUAACUUGUGUCUUUAACAUUUUUAAAAGUCACCAAGUGAAUCCAUGUCCUGCUUUUGUAAUGAUCAUUGUUACAUUUUCAUGUUUAAAUGCACUGGAGUGCAAUAAAUGAUAUAUCCUUUG